AUACCGCUCUCAUCGACGGCCAUCUAACUGUUAUCUGGUAUUCCGUUAAUCACGUCAAUCGAGACCUCCAAGGUGCUUUCGGCGUUGGAGGGCAUGCCCGGGCACGGCCCUGAGCGAUGCUUGAUGGUGACGUCAUCGGUGGUUGUGGUGGUACCGGGUUGUGUGCGUGGGCCAGCAGACUCAUCUUUGUCUGCGCUAGCAUCGGCGAAGCCGUCAAUGCCAACAACUGCAGCAUCACUGACAGCGAUGUCCGCUUCAACCUCUUUAUGUCUCGACGUUAGGUGGGAUGCGCAUCUCAUCGUUCUCUCCGGCAUCUUGACUGGAUCCGACACUUCGUCGAUUUGCGUGCCGCUGAAAUAUCGGACUCAAGUCGGAGUUCCUACGAUAGUACCUGGUAGCAUUCUCUGGCUUGGUGUGGGUUUUGCCUUUCUGCGCCAGGUCUUGUUUUUGACGCCAUUGUCCUUGGCUCGAUCGUCGCAGACGGCUCCCUCUUGACUAAGGUCUUGCUGUUAACUGACGUCAUGCUAUACACGGAGGCCUCGCCCUUGACGGAGUCUUCGGUCUUGACCGAUGGCUGCCAGUACCUCUUAGUCGGCUUCGUCGAAUCACCGCUCUCUCGG
Messenger RNA from Aplosporella prunicola CBS 121167, 620 nucleotides. RefSeq lists its product as uncharacterized. The transcript has a single exon. The record is from RefSeq and is a predicted model, not a curated record. NCBI's taxonomy places the organism in Eukaryota, Fungi, Ascomycota, Dothideomycetes, Botryosphaeriales, Aplosporellaceae. Bases 94 to 495 code for a protein of 133 amino acids.